This is a messenger RNA of Telopea speciosissima, 1676 nucleotides long. Its product is annotated as heparan-alpha-glucosaminide N-acetyltransferase-like. Bases 82 to 1557 code for a protein of 491 amino acids. The transcript is spliced from 13 exons. The record is from RefSeq and is a predicted model, not a curated record. NCBI's taxonomy places the organism in Eukaryota, Viridiplantae, Streptophyta, Magnoliopsida, Proteales, Proteaceae.
UGUGUGUGUGUUGAAGGCUUGUUGAAGAAUUAAAAGCUGAGAGAGAGAGAGGGAGAGAGGGAGAGAGGGAGAGAGGGAGAGAUGUCUUCAAUCGUCGUGGUUGCAGAAGAACCAACUCCUCUUCUACAGUCUUCUUUAUCUCAUGCUCCAAGUAGAGAUUCCGUUGCAGUAGACGAUCAUGACAUGAUUCCUACGUCAUCGUUGAACGAGCAAGAUAGAGCAAGUCCUACUGCUAUCGAUCAUAAUCAACGAAUUUUCUCUCUCGAUGUCUUUCGAGGUCUCACUGUUGCGUUGAUGAUUCUAGUUGAUGAUGCCGGAGGAGCGUUUCCAUCCAUUAAUCACUCCCCAUGGUUCGGUGUUACCCUUGCAGACUUUGUAGUGCCAUUUUUCCUUUUUGGUGUUGGUGUUUCCAUUAGUUUGGUAUUCAAGAAACACUCUAAUAAAUCAAUUGCAACAAAGAAGGUUAUACUGAGGUCGGCUAAGCUCUUUGUCUUGGGGGUGCUGCUGCAAGGUGGGUACUUCCAUGGGCGUAACCAUUUAAGUUAUGGAGUUGACAUAGAACGUAUACGGUGGCUAGGUGUACUACAGAGAAUCUCAAUUGGAUACUUCUUAGCAGCAAUUUCAGAAAUCUGGCUUGUUACUGAUACUGUGGUGGACACUGCAACUGCUUUUGUGAAAAAGUACUACAUCCAGUGGAUGGUUGCAAUCUCACUAUGCUUUCUGUACAUGGGCUUGUUAUAUGGUCUUUAUGUUCCUGACUGGGAAUUUGAAGUUCCAAGCAUAAAUUCCUCCUCAGUGCCAAAUUAUGGGUCUGGUAAUCAAAUUGUCCAUUGUGGAGUGAGGGGCAGUCUUGAACCUCCUUGCAAUGCAGCUGGACUAAUUGAUCGGUUUUUUCUUGGGGGAAAACAUCUGUAUCAACAUCCUGUCUAUAGAAGGACAAAGGAAUGUAGCAUUAAGUCUCCAGAUUAUGGACCUCUUCCACCAAAUUCACCUGGAUGGUGCCUUGCUCCAUUUGACCCAGAGGGCAUCUUAAGUUCGCUGAUGGCUGCAAUAACAUGUUUUAUCGGGUUGCAUUAUGGGCACAUAAUUGUGGAUUUUAAAAGGCACACACAAAGGUUCUUCUUGUGGUCAAUGUCAUCUUUGCUGCUACUACUCUCUGGAUAUGUUAUGGAGGUCCUAGGUAUUCCUUUAAGUAAGCCACUGUACACAUUGAGCUAUAUGUGCAUCACAACGGGAGCAUCAGGCAUCCUCUUAACGAUAGUUUAUUACAUAGUUGAUGCCCAAAAAUUUAGGAAGCCAACUAUUUUACUUGAAUGGAUGGGGAUGAACGCAUUCAUUGUCUAUGCUUUGGCUGCCUGUGAGUUGUUUCCAGCAGCAAUACAAGGCUUUUAUUGGCGCUCACCUGAGAACAACGUGGUAAAUGGCACGGAGGUUUUAUUGCAGACCAUGCUUCAAUCAAUGAAAUGGGGUACCCUAGCGUUUGUAUUGCUUGAGAUCUUAUUUUGGUGCCUUGUUGCAGGCUUCCUUCACAUGAAAAGGUUAUAUAUAAAACUUUAGCUGGCUUGCUUCACGUGAAAAGCAUAUGUACAAAAUUGUAGCUGCUGAAGGCAGUAUAUCUCUGCUCAUGUCCUGGGUAAUUCAUUCCUGUUGAUGCAUCAAAAUUAUAAUUCAUUCCA